ACUUGUCAGGGGGUGCCACGUAAGGUCGCCAGGUCUCCCCCGGGGCCUCCUGCUCUGGGGACGGAGCCCCGGCCGCCUACUCGUGGCUGCUGCUAGUCGGGCGCCGGGGCGGACGGCGGGGCCGGGCUCCGGACGAGCCCCAGGGCGUCCAGCUUAGAACGCAGCUCGCUGACGCCCCGGCCUUUCCUAAACAGUCCGUGAGGCCGGGUCUAGGAGGGAGCCUCUUAGGAAAGUCCCCGCGGGCUGAGGGGACCAACUGCUGAAGCUGGCACGGUCGUCUCGGGAGCGACUUCUCCUGUAAUGGCGCCUGCGUCAAACACUAACAUGGCGGACUAGUUCGUGCGCGGCGCAAACGUCAGCACCUCUACCCCAGCGGCUCAGAAACAGCGGAGGAGAGCGGGGCCGUGCUCGCUGAUUGGCUCGUGGGUGGAGCGUGCCCGGCCGGACGCUCCCCUGACAGCCAAUAAGGAAAGGGAUAAAAGGAAUUGGCCGCUGCGCCUCCUCCAGAUGCAUGCUGGGAGCCUGGAGGACUAGCGAGGAGGAGUUGAGAGAACGGAGCGGACGCCAUGGCGGCCGACAUCGAGCAGGUUUUUAGGUCUUUCGUGGUCAGUAAAUUCCGGGAAAUACAACAGGAGCUUUCCAGCGGAAGGAGUGAAGGCCAGCUGAAUGGUGAAACAAAUGCACCCAUUGAAGGAAGCCAGACAGGUGACCCAGCUGCCUCUGCAAGGAGUCUCCCAAAUGAAGAAAUAGUACAGAAGAUAGAAGAAGUCCUUUCUGGGGUCUUAGACACAGAACUACGAUAUAAAACAGACUUGAAGGAAGCCUCCAGAAAAAGUAGAUGUGUAUCUGUACAAACAGAUCCUACUGAUGAAGUUCCUACCAAAAAGUCAAAGAAGCAUAAAAAGCACAAAAACAAAAAGAAGAAAAAGAAGAAAGAAAAGGAAAAAAAAUAUAAAAAUCAACCAGAAGAAGCUGAGGCCAAGCUGAAAUCUCAUCGUGACAGGAAUGUUGAUCUAGAGUCUGAUUCCUUUUUAAAGUUUGAUUCUGAACCUUCAGCAGCAAUGGCACUGGAACAUCCUGUAAGAGUAUUUGGCUUAUCUGAGGCACGUGAAACCCCUUUAGUGCUAGAACCUCCAAUAGGAUCAGUGGAAGCUCAGGAGUCACACGUUUUAGAGACUCUGAAGCCUCCUACAAAAACUGCAGAACUGUCUGUUGGAUCUACAUCAGUAAUCUCAGAGCAACCUGAGCAGCCUGUGUCAGUUACGAUGGAACCCUCAACGACCAAGAGUCUGGAUUCCUUUGCAGCAGCACCAGUGCCUAUGUCAACAGCAGUGCUGAAGUCACCUGAGCCCGUUGUAACAAUGUCAGUGGAGUAUCAGAAGUCUGUGCUGAAAUCUUUGGAGACUACGCCUCCAGAGAUAUCAAAGACCACGCUGGUAGAGCUUCCCAUAGCAAAAGUGCUUGAGCCACCAGAAACCCUCAUGAUAGUAUCAGAGAUACCUACUGAGGUGCACCCUGAACCAAGCCCAUCAACAAUGGAUUUUCCAGAGUCAUCUACAACUGAUGCACUAAGAUUGCCAGAGCAGCCUGUAGAAGCACCGUCGGAGAUUGCAGAUUCAUCCGUGACAAGACCUCAGGAGUCAGUGGAGCAGCCUAAGACCACAGCGGUGGAGCUGCAGGAGUCGUCGGUGGCCUCAGCCCUGGAGUUGCCGGGGCCACCUGCGACCUCCAUGAUGGAGUUGCAGGGGCCCCCUGUGACUCCAGUGCUGGAGUUGCCUGGGCCCUCUGCCACCCCGGUGGCAGAGUUGUCAGGGCCCCUUUCCACCCCAGUGCCUGAGUUGCCAGGGCCCCCUGCGACAGUAGUGCCUGAGUUGCCGGGGCCCUCUGUGACACCAGUGCCACAGUUGUUGCAGGAAUUGCCAGGGCCUCCAGCACCAUCCGUGGGGUUGGAGCCACCACAGGAGGUACCAGAGCCGCCUGUGAUGGCACAGGAGUUGCCAGGGGUGCCUGCAGUGUCAGCGGCAAUGGAGUUGACAGGGCAGCCUGCAGUAACAGUAGCAAUGGAGUUGACCGAACAACCUGUGACGACGACAGAGUUCGAGCAGCCCGUGGCGAUGACAUCGGUGGAACAUCCUGAGGUGACAACAGCAACAGGGUUGCUGGGGCAGCCGGAGGCAAUGGUGCUGGAGUUGCCAGGACAACCAGUGGCAACCACAGCUCUGGAGUUGUCUGGGCAGCCUUCAGUGACUGGGGUGCCAGAGUUGUCAGGGCUGCCUUCGGCAACUAGGGCACUGGAGUUGUCAGGGCAGCCUGUGGCAACUGGGGCACUGGAGUUGCCUGGGCAGCUCAUGGCAACUGGGGCACUGGAGUUCUCAGGGCAGUCUGGGGCAGCUGGAGCCCUGGAGCUUUUGGGGCAGCCCCUGGCAACAGGGGUGCUGGAGUUACCAGGGCAGCCUGGGGCGCCAGAGUUGCCUGGGCAGCCCGUGGCAACUGUGGCGCUGGAGAUCUCUGUUCAGUCUGUGGUGACAACAUCGGAGCUGUCAACGAUGACCGUGUCGCAGUCUCUGGAGGUGCCCUCGACGACAGCGCUGGAAUCCUAUAAUACGGUAGCACAGGAGCUGCCUUCUACAUUGGUGGGGGAGACUUCUGUAACAGUAGGAGUGGAUCCCUUGAUGGCCCAAGAAUCCCAUAUGUUAGCUUCUAACACCAUGGAUACCCAUAUGUUAGCAUCCAACACCAUGGACUCCCAAAUGCUAGCAUCCAACACUAUGGAUUCUCAGAUGCUAGCAUCUAAUACCAUGGAUUCGCAGAUGUUAGCAUCUAGCACCAUGGACUCCCAGAUGUUAGCCUCUAGCACAAUGGACUCCCAGAUGUUAGCAACUAGCUCCAUGGACUCCCAGAUGUUAGCAACCAGCAGUAUGGACUCCCAGAUGUUAGCAACCAGUUCCAUGGAUUCCCAGAUGUUAGCAACCAGCAGUAUGGAUUCCCAGAUGUUAGCAACCAGCUCCAUGGACUCCCAGAUGUUAGCGACCAGCAGUAUGGACUCCCAGAUGUUAGCGACCAGCAGUAUGGACUCUCAGAUGUUAGCGACCAGCAGUAUGGACUCCCAGAUGUUAGCAACCAGUUCCAUGGACUCCCAAAUGUUAGCAUCUGGUGCUAUGGAUUCUCAAAUGCUAGCUUCCGGCACCAUGGAUGCUCAGAUGUUAGCAUCUGGUACUAUGGAUGCCCAAAUGUUAGCAUCUAGUACCCAGGAUUCUGCUAUGAUGGGUUCAAAAUCUCCUGAUCCUUACAGGUUAGCUCAGGAUCCUUACAGAUUAGCUCAGGAUCCCUAUAGGUUGGGUCAUGACCCCUAUAGGUUAGGGCAUGAUGCUUACCGGUUAGGACAGGACCCCUAUAGGUUAGGCCAUGAUCCCUACAGACUAACUCCUGAUCCCUAUAGGAUGUCACCCAGACCGUACAGAAUAGCACCCAGGUCCUAUAGAAUAGCACCUAGGCCAUACAGAUUAGCACCCAGACCCUUGAUGUUAGCAUCUAGACGUUCUAUGAUGAUGUCCUAUGCUGCAGAACGUUCCAUGAUGUCAUCUUAUGAGCGCUCUAUGAUGUCUUACGAACGCUCCAUGAUGUCGCCCAUGGCUGAGCGCUCUAUGAUGUCAGCCUAUGAACGCUCUAUGAUGUCAGCUUAUGAGCGCUCCAUGAUGUCACCUAUGGCUGAGCGCUCUAUGAUGUCAGCUUAUGAACGCUCUAUGAUGUCAGCUUACGAACGCUCCAUGAUGUCCCCUAUGGCUGAUCGAUCUAUGAUGUCCAUGGGUGCUGACCGGUCCAUGAUGUCAUCGUACUCUGCAGCUGACCGAUCUAUGAUGUCAUCAUACUCUGCAGCUGACCGAUCUAUGAUGUCAUCUUACACUGAUCGAUCAAUGAUGUCUAUGGCAGCUGAUUCUUAUACUGAUUCUUACACUGAUUCCUAUACGGAGGCAUAUAUGGUGCCUCCUUUGCCUCCUGAAGAGCCCCCAACAAUGCCACCAUUACCACCUGAGGAACCACCAAUGACGCCACCAUUGCCUCCUGAGGAACCACCAGAGGGUCCGGCAUUAUCCGGUGAACAGUCGGUAUUAACAGCUGAGAAUACUUGGUCUACAGAGGUGACAUUACCUACUGAAGAAUCUGUAUCACAGCCUGAGCCUCCUGUGAGUCAAAGUGAGAUUUCAGAGCCUUUGGCAGUACCUGCUAAUUAUUCAGUAUCAGAAUCUGAGACUUCAAUGUUAGCAUCAGAGGCUAUUAUGACUGUUCCAGAACCUGCACAGGAGCCAGAGUCUUCAGUCAUAUCAACACCAGUUGACUCUGCUGUUGUAGCAGAACAUGAAAUGGUUACUGAGAGACCAGUGACUUACAUGGUUUCUGAGGCUACCAUAUCAGCUGAACAAACUGUGCUAUCAGAGCCUUCUGUUAUGUCGGAGACAUCGGAAACAUAUGAUUCCAUGAGACCAUCAGGACAUGCUAUUUCAGAGGUAUCUAUGUCCCUCCUGGAGCCAGCAGUAACUAUUUCACAGCCAGCAGAGAGCAGUCUGGAGCUUCCGUCCAUGGCUGUCCCAGCACCUCCCACUAUGACUACCCCAGAAUCUCCUGCUGUUGCUGUCCCAGAACUUUCAGCUGUGGCCAGCCAAGAACUUGCCAUUAUGGUUGUUCCAGAAACCCCCACUGUGGCUGUCUCAGAACCUCCUGCUGUGACUGCCCCAGACCCUUCUGCUAUGACUACUCCAGAACUUUCCUCCAUGCCUGUCUUAGAACCUCCUGUGGCUGUCCCAGAGGUUCCAGCUUUGGCUGACCCAGAGCAUGCUACAACUGCAGGAUCAGGUGGUUCUUCCCUGGAGCCUUCUGUGCCUGUCUUGGAACCAGCGGUAUCAGUCGUUCAACCUGUUAUGGUUGUUUCAGAACCAUGUGUUCCUGUCCAGGAACCUACUGUGGCCAUUUCAGAACCUGCUGUCACAGUUUCAGAGCAUAGUCAAGUAAUAUCCCCGGAGAUGGCUUUAGAGCCUUCACCACCAAUAGGGGAGUCCAGUGUUUUUUCAUCACAUGUCAUAAAAGAAAGGAAUUUACUUUCUGGUGAUCAAAGUUUUGGUCCAGAGGUUGGCAUGCAGGAGAUUCUGUUGCAUUCAGGUGAAGAGCCACAUGAUGGAGGGCACUUGAAAAGUGACUUGUAUGAAAAUGAAUAUGACAGAAAUACAGACCUUACUAUAAAUAGUCAUUUAAUUGCUAAAGAUGAUACAGUGUGUUCCGCUGCCAUUGGUUCUGUUGGUGAAGCAAGUGAAGAGAAAAUCAUGCCUGUUGAGGCUAAGGAAGUCACAGAAUUGGAUACCUGUCCUGCUGUCAGUGAAGCUGAUGCGGGAAGAAGCCUAUCUUCUCAACUAGCUCUGGAACCAGAUACAACGGGAACUAGUAAGGGGUUGGACUUUGUUACAGCAUCUGUUCCCAGUUUAGAUUAUAAAUAUGAUGGUGAUGUAUCUUUAACCACUCAAGAUACUGAACAUGACAUGGUAAUUUCCACCAGCCCUAGUGGUGGCAGUGAAGCUGACAUAGAGGGACCUUUGCCUGCAAAGGACAUUCAUCUUGAUUUACCAUCAGCAAAUCUUGUUUGUAAGGAUACAGAAGACUCAUUGCUCAUAAAAGAGAAUGACCAGACAGUAGCAGUUGCUCUUAGCCCUAAAGAAAGCAAUGAAGAUAAAGAAGUACCUCCUCCCAAUAAAGAAACAGUUCCUGAUUCAGGAUACCCUGCCAGCAUUGAUGAGAUUAACGAAGCUGACUUAGUGAGACCAUUACUUCCUAAGGACAUGGAACGUCUUACAAGCCUUAGAGCUGGCAUUGAAGGACCUUUACUUGCAAGUGAAGUUGAACGGGACAGAUUGGCUGCCAGUCCAGUUGUAAUUAGUAUACCAGAAAGAGCCUCAGAGUCGUCUUCAGAGGAAAAGGAUGACUAUGAAAUUUUUGUCAAAGUUAAGGACACACAUGAAAAAAGCAAGAAAAAUAAAAACCGUGACAAAGGUGAAAAAGAGAAGAAAAGGGACUCUUCAUUAAGGUCUCGGAGUAAGCGCUCCAAGUCUUCUGAACAUAAGUCACGCAAGCGUACCAGUGAGUCUCGUUCUAGAGCAAGGAAGAGGUCAUCUAAGUCCAAGUCUCAUCGUUCUCAAACACGUUCACGAUCACGUUCAAGACGCAGGAGGAGGAGUAGCAGAUCAAGAUCUAAGUCUAGAGGAAGGCGGUCUGUAUCAAAAGAGAAACGCAAAAGAUCUCCAAAGCACAGGUCCAAGUCCAGGGAAAGGAAAAGGAAAAGAUCAAGCUCCCGGGACAACCGCAAAACAGUUCGGGCUCGGAGUCGGACUCCAAGUCGUCGCAGUCGGAGUCACACUCCUAGUCGGCGGAGAAGGUCUAGAUCUGCCGGUAGAAGGAGGAGUUUCAGCAUUUCCCCCAGCCGCAGGAGCCGCACCCCUAGCCGCAGGAGCCGCACCCCUAGCCGAAGGAGCCGCACCCCCAGCCGAAGGAGCCGCACCCCCAGCCGCAGGAGUCGCACCCCUAGCCGAAGGAGCCGCACCCCUAGCCGCAGAAGAAGAUCAAGAUCUGUAGUAAGAAGACGAAGCUUCAGUAUAUCACCAGUCAGAUUGAGGCGAUCAAGAACACCUUUAAGAAGAAGGUUUAGUAGAUCUCCCCUUCGUCGUAAAAGAUCCAGGUCUUCUGAAAGAGGCAGAUCACCCAAACGUCUAACAGAUUUGGAUAAGGCUCAAUUACUUGAGAUAGCCAAAGCUAAUGCAGCUGCCAUGUGUGCUAAGGCUGGUGUUCCUUUACCACCAAACCUAAAGCCUGCCCCUCCACCUACAAUAGAAGAGAAAGUUGCUAAGAAGUCUGGAGGAGCUACCAUAGAAGAACUAACGGAGAAAUGCAAACAGAUUGCACAGAGUAAAGAAGAUGAUGAUGUAAUAGUGAAUAAACCUCAUGUUUCGGAUGAAGAGGAAGAAGAGCCUCCUUUUUAUCACCAUCCCUUUAAACUCAGUGAACCCAAGCCUAUCUUUUUCAAUCUGAAUAUUGCUGCAGCAAAACCAACUCCACCAAAAAGCCAAGUAACAUUAACAAAGGAAUUUCCUGUGUCAUCUGGAUCUCAGCAUCGGAAAAAAGAAGCCGAUAGUGUUUAUGGAGAAUGGGUUCCUGUAGAGAAAAACGGUGAAGAAAACAAGGAUGACGAUAAUGUUUUCAGCAGCAGCUUGCCCUCAGAGCCUGUGGACAUCUCAACAGCAAUGAGUGAACGGGCACUUGCUCAGAAGAGACUCAGCGAGAAUGCAUUUGACCUUGAGGCCAUGAGUAUGUUAAAUCGAGCUCAAGAACGGAUUGAUGCCUGGGCUCAGUUGAACUCUAUCCCUGGGCAGUUCACAGGAAGUACAGGAGUGCAAGUCCUAACACAGGAACAGCUGGCUAAUACUGGUGCCCAAGCCUGGAUUAAAAAGGAUCAGUUUUUAAGAGCAGCCCCAGUAACUGGAGGAAUGGGUGCUGUCUUGAUGAGAAAAAUGGGCUGGAGAGAAGGAGAAGGGCUAGGAAAGAACAAAGAAGGAAAUAAGGAACCCAUCCUCGUUGAUUUUAAGACAGACCGGAAAGGUCUUGUUGCAGUAGGAGAGAGAGCACAGAAGAGGUCUGGGAACUUCUCUGCUGCAAUGAAAGACUUAUCAGGCAAACAUCCUGUGUCUGCCUUGAUGGAAAUCUGUAAUAAAAGAAGGUGGCAACCACCUGAAUUUCUCUUGGUCCAUGAUAGUGGCCCAGAUCAUCGCAAACAUUUUCUCUUUAGGGUAUUGAUUAAUGGAAGCGCUUACCAGCCCAGCUUUGCCAGCCCUAAUAAGAAGCAUGCUAAAGCCACAGCAGCUACUGUGGUUCUUCAAGCAAUGGGCCUUGUACCAAAGGACCUCAUGGCUAAUGCCACUUGCUUCAGGAGUGCCUCACGUAGAUAGAUUGAGGUUUUAUAUUAAUCAUUUCAGAUAAUUUUACUCUGCAUCACAAUGUAUUUCCUCCUUAAUGUUGUAAAUAUUUCACAAUUUAAGACAUUGUGUAAAAAGCAAUCUGUACAAACAUCUCCAGGCUUUGGUUUUUGUACCAUGGAAAUUGUAUUUAACCAUACAGGGUUUUGGUAUGUUUAUAUUGUUUACCUUAGUGAUGUAUUUGUUUAAGUGGCUAACAUCAAAACAAUUGUUUGAAGGCAUCAGUAAUAUUCAGUGUGGAAUGUUAAAUAACGCUUUUAUACUGUAUUUUGUACUAUGAUGUAACUCCCCUUCCUUAUGGCUAGGCUACUGUAACACUUGCCUGUAAUCAGUGAAGGGCUGUGCACCUUGUACUAUUUCACAAUGGGUUCUGCUGGACAGAUACUGGGCCAGUGUUAUUAAAGUAAUGAAGCAAGAUCUGUUCCACAGGGCUAAUGCCACCAUCCCCCCCCUUAAAUUUUUGUAGAGGUUAUGAAAAGAAAGUGAUCUGUUGUGUCAUGAUCAGCACUAAGUCCUGCAUUCCCAUUAAAGCCACUUGGAUCAUAAGAAGGGAGUGAAUGGAAGUCCAACUAGAAUUUUACUUCAGAGGCCAAGUACAUAUUUAGUAUGGCUUGAGUUGUGAUAUAGUUUUACUUUGAUGUGCAUUUUGAAUUUCAGCUACACCUAGAUAGACGUAAAUAAAAAUGCUGUAACCAACUUACCUAAUAAAAAUUGGCAAUCAGCCACUAUUUUGUUGAAUAUGAGAAAGUUUAAGUUGAUGUUAAUUUUUUAGGGUCUGAUAGAAUAUUCAUGUGUAUUACAGUGGUAUUCAUAUGCUAUGUCUCUAAACUUUAUUUUCAAAAGCUUAAGGCCCAAAUACAACCUUCUCUGGAAUAAA
Molecule: messenger RNA, 8886 nt
Organism: Microtus oregoni (creeping vole)
Lineage: Eukaryota; Metazoa; Chordata; Mammalia; Rodentia; Cricetidae
Gene: Son
Product: SON DNA and RNA binding protein
Exons: 13
Coding region: 567-7982 (2471 amino acids)
Biological process (GO): regulation of cell cycle; regulation of mRNA splicing, via spliceosome
Molecular function (GO): RNA binding; protein binding
Source: RefSeq, a predicted model, not a curated record